ACACUAACUCACGCGAAAAAAGAUGUAAGUAUUAGUUCGGCACACUAAUUGAAAAUGCAUAUGUAGUUGUGUUGUACUAUAUCGUCAAAAGUAUCGAAUCGGAAAACGUUUACAGGACGCCAUUUUACAGAUGCCAUUGAAGUGACAAGGUUUGUUCGGUAAAAAUUAUUUAAGAGCCAGUGAACACAAGAAUUUUGAUAAUUUUUCCUCGGAAAAAUAUCGAAUUGAAAACGUGUACAAGUAUCAUUUUACGGAAGCCAGUGAACUGAAAAGGUUUGUUCGUUGAAAAUUAUCCGGACGCAGUAAAAAAAAUAAGAAUAUUGAUUUUUCGUGCUCGAGUUUUCAAAUCAAAGCUAAAAUGGCAGGAAGAUACGUACGAGCCCCAUCUACAGAUGAUGACGUCAGAGAGACUGAGCAAGAAUUUCCCGGAAAAUAUGUCCGCGCACCGACAACAUUGGAAUGGGAAGGCCAACAUCAAAACGAUUACGCUCAUUAUUACGAUGAAGCUAUACCUAGCGAUAGCACGGCGUUAGAGGAAAAGAUUCGGGAGCUAGAAGAAGUUAUUCGGCAGAUGAGACAGUCAAAUAGCUGCACAGAAAACGCCCAACUAUCCACCAACACAACCGUUAAUGACCGCCCAUCAUCCAGCGAAGGUAGCAUCAAGUGUGAUGUUAAACCUUUCCCAAAAAACGUACCAGCGUGCAAGAUGUGGGAAGCCUGGACAAAAUUUAUUGAGGAUUUCGAGUUGUCUGUCACGCUUCUUAACGCCCGUGACCCCAAGCGAAAAAUCGAUUUGCUCAUGUUGUACAUGGGGGAUGAGCUUAAAGGAAUAGUGCGAGCUGCCAAACUUAAACCUACUUCAGAGAACGAUACAAGCUACGAAACUUUAAUUAGAAACAUCGAUCAAUACCUUAAGUCGAUGACCGAUCCGGCGGCGGAACACGAGUCGUUUUCUUGCAUGCAGCAGGAAGAAGGAGAAUCUGCCAUUGGCUUUCACGCAAGGUUGUCGGAGAAAGUCAGGCUAUGUGGUUACAGUGAAUCAGACCAGGACAUAUUCGUUCGAGCUCAGCUUAUGCGCGGCCUUCGCAACCAGGACGUGAAACAACAGGCACGCAUUUAUGGCUUGAAGACCAACGAGAUAGUAGUAUCAGCCACCCGGGCAGAAGCAUUUCAAAAUGAACUCGCCACUCGAUCUGGUCAGAGCAGUGUUAUGGCAGUACGCAGUUCCUUAAAUAGUAUACCACCAAACAAACGCAGAGCAGAGUCAUCACGAUCAUUCGAGCCACGUCCCAAAAGGUAUAGAUACUCAGACUCACGCAACAUUAACAGGAGCCGGAGCCAGUCGGAAAAUUCUUCAGUGAGUCGAAAAUACAGAUGUACAAGGUGUCUAGAAGAUCGAUCUACUCACACGAAUGGUGUUUGUCCAGCGUUAGAUAAAGAUUGUUAUAAUUGCUCCAGAAUAGGACACAUUGCUAAAGCGUGUCGGUUUAACAGAGUUAACGAACUAAGCCAGAAUCGCCCCUCAAGGAGUACUAAAAAAGAGAUCGAAGAAGAGGAAAAGUUUCUCAUCGACUCCGGUGCAGACGUGAAUGUGAUUGGAGGCACUGAUUGGGAUAAACUUGAAAAGGAAAUAAGUACUGGUCACACCCACGUAGUUUAUGAAACUUGUCCAAACAAUCGGAAUCUACAAGCUUACGCGUCUAAUAAACCCAUGAAUAUACAUCGCACCCUUAAGGCAACCAUUGAGGUGGUAGGAUAUCGGAGACCAGUGGUUACAGCUGAGUUUCUUGUGAUAAAGGAGGGUAAACAAUCUCUGCUUGGACGAUGUACAGCGAGCGACAUGGGACUACUGAGAGUAGGACUUGAAAUCAAUGGGUUGAAUGAGGUGGAAAUAUUUCCAAAAAUGCCUGGAGUACGCGUCAAUUUUAGUAUUGACAGAUCCGUUCCACCAGUACGGAACGCUUACUGUAAUAUUCCGGCGGCCUAUCGCGAAGCAGCUCGUCUGCGACUCGAACAAAUGGAAGCCAGUGGCAUAAUAGAGAAAGUAACGCAUGCACCUCAGUGGAUAAGCGGAAUGUCCGCGGUGCCAAAAGGGAAAGAUGACUUCCGCUUGGUGGUCAAUAUGCGUGCCCCAAAUAAGGCGAUAAAACGGGAGUACUUCCGGUUGCCCCUUGUCGACGAGAUGAGAGUGAAGCUUCAUGGUGCUAGGUACUUCACAAAACUCGAUCUGUCCAACGCAUAUUACCACUUGGAGUUAGGCCUUGAGUCACGCGACCUCACAACUUUCCUCACCGACAACGGCAUGUACCGGUUCACCAGACUUAUGUUUGGAGUGAACUGCGCACCGGAGGUGUUCCAACGGGAAAUGUGUCGGAUACUAGAGAGCAUUGAGAACAAAGUAGUUUACAUAGACGAUGUACUAAUUUACUCUGAUACGUUGGUCAAGUUGCGGAAAACAGUAAACCAAGUGCUAAAGAUUUUUGAACUGAACAAUUUAACACUUAAUAGGUCUAAGUGUGAAUUCGAUAAAACUCACAUCACAUUUUUAGGCCAUUGCUUGGAUGAGAAUGGAUUCAACAUAGAAGCAUCUAAAAUAAAAGACAUAGAGAAGUUUUCAAAUCCCGCUAACUCAUCGGAAUUAAGAAGUUUCCUAGGACUUGCGUCAUUCAUAAGUCCCCAUAUAAGGAACUUCGCUAACUUGACCGCCCCUCUUUGGACCGCAGUCGCUAAUGAAUCGUGGAUUUGGGGAGAAGAGCAACGAAGAGCCUUCGAGCAAGUCAAAUAUCAAAUCAUACAAUGCACUACGUCUCUGGGAUUUUUUUCCGAAUCGGACAAAACUAUUUUAUAUACGGACGCUUCUCCUCAUGCGUUAGGAGCUGUACUAGUGCAAGAAAAUUGCGACGGGAUCCCACGCAUCAUAAGCUUUGCCUCAAAGUCGUUAACCGAUACCGAAAAGAGGUACCCCCAGAACCAAAGAGAGGCUCUAGGGGCAGUGUGGGCGGUUGAACGAUUCUCGUACUUUCUUAUUGGUCGGCCAUUUACUCUACGUACAGAUGCCCAAGGGAUGGCAUUUAUUAUUAGCAGACCUCGUGAGGAAUCGAAACGUGCUUUGACAAGGGCUGACGGUUGGUCGUUACGCCUGAGCCCUUACGUAUUCGAAGUGGAGUACAUUAAAGGGCGUGACAACAUAGCCGACCCCUCCUCUCGAUUGUAUCACGGUGAAGAUGAACCUUUCAACGAGGAAGUAAGUCCAUGGGAGAUUUGCCAAUUGCAAACUAAGUUUUAUGAGUAUCUAACGAAGGACGAAAUAAAAGAUUGUACAAAGAAUGACGAAAUCCUUCAACAAGUUUUACGUGCACUAAGUUCUGGUAAAUGGGCCCCAAAUAUCUUAAGAUUUAAAACAGUGGCCAGGGAUUUAGAGCUUGUUGAGGAUAUUUUGUUGAAAAAUGGCUGCGCGGUCAUACCAGUUAAUCUGCGGGAAAAAGUGUUAAAAAUUGCUCAUUCAGGACACCCAUUGGAAGCAAAGUUUAAGAGCAUCCUCCGCAAAAGGGUUUGGUGGCCAGGUAUGGGGAAAGACGCAGACGAGUGGGUAAAAUCUUGCGCCGUUUGUGCAGUAAACGGUAAGCCAGAGAGGCCUACCCCAAUGCAGCGUACAUUUGCCCCUAAAAGUGUAUGGGACACGAUAGCUGUUGAUUUCAACGGACCGUACCACAAACUAGGAGGAAUUUUAAUCCUAGUUGUAAUAGAUUUCCGGUCGCGAUACGCCAUAGCAUCUCCUGUAAAAUCAACGCGCUUCGAGCACACGAAAACGGUAUUCGAUGACAUAUUUCGAAGAGAGGGGUUCCCAAGAGCUAUAAAAAGCGAUAAUGGACCGCCUUUCAAUGGAGAUGAGUAUAAAGAGUAUUGUGGCACACGCGGUAUUCAAACAAUUUUCUCAACGCCAUUCUAUCCCCAACAAAACGGCCUUGUUGAAUCCUUUAUGAAGGUCGUUAAUAAAGCGAUAUCUACAGCGUUACACUCGAACACAGAUUAUCGACAGGAACUUCAAGCAGCGGUGGAUGCAUAUAACGCGGCUGAUCACUCGACUACAAAAAUAUCUCCUGAGGAGGUGCACAUGGGACGUAAAAUACAACGAGGGCUGCCUGUCCUCAGCAACAAUCGAUCAUGGGGCAACACUGAUAACAUUAUCCUGGACAAUCGAGAUCGUGAAUAUAAAAUCAGAUCCAAAGAACGUGAAGACGCGCGACGUGGGGCGAUUGCAUGUAAAGUUCAAGUAGGUGACACGGUAAUAGUAGAGCGAGCAUCCAAAGGCAAAGGGCAAACUAAAUUUCACCCGAAGCGUUUCACCGUCGAAUCCGAAAAUAAUGGUAGCUUGGUCCUUUCCGAUGCCGAUGGACAAAAGUUAAAACGUCACGUUACGCAAACUAAAAAAGUUUUUCCUUGGCGAGAUAGUGAGCACACAAUUGAUAACUCGGAGAGCCAAAACCCCAAUGAAACUGACGAGGGGUUGAUCCGUCCAGCUAGAGAAAAGCGAGUCCCAACGUAUCUUUCCGAAUAUGUUCAUUAA
Molecule: messenger RNA, 4567 nt
Organism: Uranotaenia lowii
Lineage: Eukaryota; Metazoa; Arthropoda; Insecta; Diptera; Culicidae
Exons: 4
Coding region: 359-4567 (1402 amino acids)
Biological process (GO): DNA integration; proteolysis
Molecular function (GO): aspartic-type endopeptidase activity; zinc ion binding; nucleic acid binding
Source: RefSeq, a predicted model, not a curated record